This is a messenger RNA of Parascedosporium putredinis, 2562 nucleotides long. NCBI's taxonomy places the organism in Eukaryota, Fungi, Ascomycota, Sordariomycetes, Microascales, Microascaceae. The record is from the annotation of a GenBank genome assembly.
AUGUCUUGGCAAAACCCUCCGGGCAGCCAGCCCGGCCCCAACGCCAACAACUCGCAAUCGUCUGGCCAGCCACCGAAUCGCGACUCCUUUAGCUCUCGCAUCACAAGCUUCGCCGAUAUUGCCGACAUCUCCAUCGACCAUCUCUCCUACAACGACACCUCGGCAACAGGCGCCCUCGACACAACUCCGUGCCGGCCCCCUCUGCGCAAUCCGCCCCCGCCCCGAGUACCACCAUCACAACACCUACCCUUCCUCUACUCCAACUCCACGCAGCCUCAAUAUGGCUACAAUGUCACGAACACGCCGACAAACACCAACCUGCGACCGAGCGAGUCUAAUGUGUCGCUUCAAUCCGCGUGGGAUGGCCAGGGCCGCGUAGUCCAGGGGAGGGAAUCGAUGGUAUCGCUGCAGUCGUACUACGAUCCCCACCCUUCGCCUCAGCUACAGUGGUCUCCCAGCGCGAAUGCCUACAUCUCUACCGCGCCCGUGAACGCGCCUACCUCGUACGGAGGUCGCGGCAACGCGCGCAACGGCUACUCGUUAGCCUUCACAGGCGAGCACGAGGCCAUCGCCGAGGAAGAGUACGACCUGUCCCUGCUCAGGUCCGCCGCCCCCAUGGGCAACGACUCGAGCCGCGAGCCCCUCAUGCGACCGGUUAACGGCCCGCCAGCCGCAAACUCGAAGUGCUGUGUUGAGGGACUUGGGCCAGGACGAGGCGAACCGAAGGGGAAAAUCAUUGAAGUCGUCAUCGAGGAACCCACCGGAGUAGACAUUAGUGCCAUGGUAGGACCCGAAGGUCUCGACGAUAACAGCGACGAUUCAAACAGGCCGCCGCCGCCGCCGCCGAAAAAGGCGGUGACCGAGGUAUUUUACCCUCAGCCAAAUUGGAAGCCGUUUUCCAUGAGAUGGCCUUACCUCUCAGCCCUCGUCUUCCUCUCGCUAGGGCUUGCCGCCACCCAGGAGAUCAUUUACCAAUUGUCCAAGAAGGAGCCUCUGAUCAAGUUCACCUCGCCCGACGAGAUCAACCCCGGGGUGUACUUUGCUCUCAAGUUCCUACCAACCAUCAUUUCGGUGACGUACGGUGUGCUGUGGCAAGUCACAGACUACGACGUCAAGCGACUCGAGGCGUUUUACCAGCUCUCGCGCGAAAAGGGCGCCCUCGCGGGUGAGUCCAUCAACGUGGAUUACAUGACGAGCAAAACGUUUCUGCGGCCGUUCCGGGCCCUCAAAUUGAAGCACUACGCCGUCGCCGUCUCGUCGCUGGGGUCGGUGCUCGCGGUGUCUCUUGUGCCGACGUUUGGCGCCGCAUCCAUCCUGCUCACUCCCAACAGGCUCGACCGAAUCGCCCACCCCGAUCUAGAGAAGGCCGUCAUCAUCAACGCGAUAUGGUCGCGGCUUUUGACGGUCACGCUGGCCAUCUGCGCGGUGUGCGCCUCGCUCCUAUUUUAUCUUCUCCAGACCCGAAGGUCUGGGAUCGGAGCCGACGUCAAGGGGAUUGCGGGGUUGGCGUCGAUGGCCGUGGUGUGCCAUAUCCUGAUGGAUUUCAAGGACAUGGACACGGCCAAGCACGAGGACAUUCACAAGAAGCUCAAGCUCCGCCGCUACAUUUUGAGAAACUCGGCCCUGGCACCCUACGACGAGACGCCCACGUCCUCUUCCGCCUCCAUGGUUGCGCGACCCGAGGAGGAUCGGUUUCAGCAUACCCAUCUGUCGGAGAACCCCCACCCCCUCAUGCUGCGCGCGGCUGGUUAUGUCCCCUUUGUCGUCGGGGUCAUUGUGUUUAUGGGCUUUGUUCCGGCCAUGAUUUUCACCAAGGCCACCGUGGUGACGGAUCGCGCUCCGUGGGUGAUCACGGCGCUCGCCGUCGGCAUCAAGCUGGGAUGGGGCACGCUGGACACCGACAUUCUAACGGUGCUCCUCACCAGCUUGGCGACGGUCGACGGUCGCGAUUUCCUCGCCGUUGUCGCGCGACCGGGCAGCACGGAUACCGACGACGGCAUCAAUUCGGGCCAGGAAACGGUGCUGUCGUUUUGGUUCUCGCUCGUGGCGGCGGCGCUGAUUCUCGUGUACAUGGGGGUCAUUUCCACGCUCGUGUUCGCCCGGCGGCGGCACCCGUUCCUCCCGCGACAGCCCAACACGAUCGCCUCGGUCCUCGCUUACAUACACCAGAGCAAGAUGCUGUACGACUUUGUGAACACGUCGACGCUGAGCCACGCGGACAUGGAUGAGAAGCUGGAGGGGCUGGGCAAGAAGUAUGGGCUGGGAUGGUUCCAGGGCCGCGAUGGCCAGACGCACUGCGGCGUGGACCAGGAGGAGCUGACGGGCAACAUAUGCGAGAUCACGGGCGCGCUCCGCUAUAUGUCCCGCUACCCGCAGGACGUGUUUGACGUGCAGGAAGGGACGGAUGCGAUUGAACCGACGCACUUGACGGAUCUAUUCGUGCAUGUUGCCCAGUCCUUGUUCACAGGAUCAGCGAGAUGGGAGAUCAAAUGGAUCCGGUGCAUGUCCGUCCAGUCAACAGUGAAUCCGGGAAGCGCGCGCGUUGGCUGGGCGGUGACGUAA